AUGUCCUUCUCCAGCCUCAGAGCUCACAGAAAACCUCAGAGCUCACAGAGGAUCUCAGAGCUCAAAGAGGACCUCAAAGCUCACAGAGGACCUCAAAGCUCACAGAGGAUCUCAGAGCUCACAGAGGAUCUUAAAGCUCACAGAGGAUCUCAAAGCUCACAGAGGACCUCAAAGCUCACAGAGGAUUUCAGAGCUGGUUGCAGAGGAAAUCCCGCGGUGAGGAAUGAGAAGGGACAGAUCUGGCUCCGGAGAGAUGGCGAGAGAGCGCGCGUCAUCUACGCAGCUCAAAUCCAAUCACGAUUCAGAGAAAACUCUGGUACCUCGCUUUCUAACCACUCAACACAGUUCAUUACACGCUGGACUGACAGGACAUUUUGGGAGAAGCUGUUCUUCUCAGUGGGAGAUCUCAAUCUCCUCUGA
Molecule: messenger RNA, 420 nt
Organism: Knipowitschia caucasica
Lineage: Eukaryota; Metazoa; Chordata; Actinopteri; Gobiiformes; Gobiidae
Source: the annotation of a GenBank genome assembly